AUGUUGGGGACAGUAUGGCGCACCUAUGAGCGGCUGCUCCGCAAAGACAAGACUCAAGACUCCUUCCCCGCCAGACAACUCUUCGUGCUGGCGUUAUGUCGAAUCUGCGAGCCGAUCGCCUUCAUGUCCAUCUUCCCUUAUGCUUAUCGAAUGAUUGAGAGCUUCAACAUCGCCACAGAUCCCGAUCAUAUCUCGAUAUAUGCAGGUAUGCUCAUCACUUCCUUCGCCUUUGCAGAAUUCUCGACCGGCAUCGUAUGGGGUCGAAUCAGCGAUAAAGUGGGAAGAAAGCCAGUGCUCAUAUUCGGAUUGAUGGGCACGGCCCUGAGCAUGAUCAUUUUUGGUUUUGCAACCAACUUGCAGACUGCGAUAAUUGCAAGAGCUGUGGGCGGUUUGCUAAAUGGGAAUGUUGGAGUCUUGCAGACUACGGUAGCAGAACUUGUGACGGUCAAAGAACAUCAGCCACGAGCAUACUCGAUCAUGCCCUUUGUAUGGUGUCUUGGCUCGAUUAUUGGACCUGUCAUGGGCGGCGCCCUUGCUCAGCCUUGCACCGCAUACCCCUGGCUCUUCAAUCAAGGCUCGAUCUUUGAGACAUACCCUUUUCUGCUGCCCAAUCUGGUCUGUGUGGUCAUACUAAUCUUCGGCAUCACAAUCGGAAUAUUGUUCCUCGAGGAGACCCAUGCAGAUAAAAGGCAUAGAUCUGACUGGGGCAGAAGGCUUGGCAAUGUUCUUCUUCAAAAAGCACUCGGAACCACUUUCGGAUUUCCGGCAGAGGCAGAGGCAAAGAGUAGCAUUUGCUAUGAGGACCAUGCAUCCUCGAUCGAAGAUGACCAGCCACCGGGUUACAGAAGCACGGAAGGGUCACCUCGGAUUUUAUCGGUGUCGAGGAUUGACCUGUCUCCCCGCUCUGACGUUGAAAGUCGCCAGUCCAGCAGAGAAGCUCAAGGGUUCAUCAAUAUCCUGAAUAGACAAGUCAUUCUCGUGAUCGUAGCAUAUGGCGUCCUUGCUUACCACAGCGUGUCAUUCGAUAUUUUGAUGCCCUUGUUCCUGAGUGAGCCAGUUUCUCAUGAGAAGCCACAGCUACCCUUCAAAUUUUCUGGAGGCUUCGCCAUGUCCACCAAGACGAUUGGAUUCAUGAUGGCCGUUCAAGGCGUCUAUUCCAUGGUGGCACAACUUUUCCUCUUUCCCUUCCUUGUCCGGCGGCUGGGCACCUUGAGGACAUUUCGAUUUGUCUUGCUCGUCUGGCCGUUGCUCUACUUCAUCGUGCCUUAUCUAGUGCUGUUGCCGUGCCAACUUCAGAAGCUCGGUAUAUAUGCCUGUCUGAUUAUCAAGAUCACAUUUCACGUUAUUGCCUUUCCUUCCACGGCAAUUCUCAUCGCCAAUGCUGCACCCUCAAAAGCCGUUCUUGGAUCCAUCAAUGGUGUUGCUGCAUCUGUCGCCUGCUUGGCCAGAGCUCUUGGCCCAACCACGGCCGGUUUCUUUCAUACUGCUGGUCUGAAGAUGGGAUACAACGGGCUGGCAUGGUGGAUUGGAGGGAUUGUUUGUGCCAUCGGAGCCUUUGAAAGCUUCUGGAUGGAGGAAGUUGAAGGACGCACAGAUCGUCCUUGUGAGGAAGAAGAGCAGCCGGUCUGCGAGCCCCUGUUGCAUACCCUGAGUGUUGACAGCUCUGCGGACGAUUUGCCAAGGAGAGGAAGUCUUGAUUCCGUGGAGGAACUCGAUCUCUCCAAAGCAGUCAAAGCCUGA
This is a messenger RNA of Endocarpon pusillum Z07020, 1740 nucleotides long. RefSeq lists its product as uncharacterized. The transcript has 3 exons. Gene Ontology annotation, biological process: transmembrane transport. Gene Ontology annotation, molecular function: transmembrane transporter activity. Lineage: Eukaryota; Fungi; Ascomycota; Eurotiomycetes; Verrucariales; Verrucariaceae. The record is from RefSeq and is a predicted model, not a curated record. Bases 1 to 1740 code for a protein of 579 amino acids.